UGACCCGGCGGAUGACGUCAGCUUGUAAAAUUUAAUUAUAUUCCCUCCCGGUGCCACUUGCGCGCUGGGCGUUCAAAAUAUUGACGUCCGAUUUAAGUAUCGUCAAAAUUCGGACUUUUGCGCGCAAAACGUCGAGUUUGCAAACUUCCUUUGCAUCCACCGACAAGUGGUUAGAGCGUAAACAUGGCCGCUACCGGAACAGAACCGCGGUUCACCCUGGAGCAGCUGGACCUGCUGAUGCGGCUGCGAUCCAUCCUCCAGAGACUCCAGCAGACCGGCCUAUCACAGGACAGCAUCUUCCAGGCGCUGGGCACCAUGCAGCGCAUCGAGACCGUCAACACGGGCAUGUACGGCAUGUCGCCUCAGGUCAACCACGUGACGAUCCAGCCGCAGCUCACGGCAGCGAACCCGCCACAGUUCAUCCAGGCAGCUCCGAACAGCCUCUUCCCUGCAACAUCCAUCGUAACGGUCCCCCAGGGGGUGGUGGUGGCUAACGGAACGGCGCCGCCUCCUCCACCUGCUGCUGUGGUGAAGGUGGAUUCAGGGGGAGGGGCGGCGGCUACUGGAAUGCUGCAGGCCAAGGAUAUCCUGAACACUGACACCUCAGCUGAGCCAAUCACAGAGGAGGCCCUGGAGAAACAGGUGGAGGAAUUGCUCAGCAAAAACAUCAUGGAUGUGAAAGAGGAAAUCAACAAGUUUCUCCACGUCAAGGGCAUUCCCCAAGGUCGGCUGGCGCAGGCCACAGGCAUCAGCAGCAGCUACGUGUCGCUGUUCCUCAAGCAGGGGCUGGACAUGACAGCCAUGAAGAAACGGGCCAUCUACACCUGGUUCUUAAGGCAGAAGCACAGGAAACCAGGCAGAAGCACAGGAAACCAGGUAAGGAGCCAUGAUCUACACCUGGUUCUUAAGGCAGAAGCACAGGAAACCAGCACCAGGGACAGGGCAAGUGAGAAGUCGCACUUGGUCCCCUCAGGCCCCCUUCCGAACGCCGGCGGCUGGAAGUGGCAGAAGAAGCGUUCCCUUGACGAUCCAGACUACGACCCCGCCCACAGCCCCGGCAACCAGCGCCGCGGCUCCAAGUUCCACUGGCCUCCAUCGGCCGUCAUGAUCGUGGAGAAGUACUUCCAGCAGAACCCGUACCCCACCGAGGGCGAGAGGGAUGAGAUCGCAAACGCCUGUAACAGUGUGCUACAGAAGCCAGGUGAAGACUUACCCUCCUACAAGCUGGUGAGUCCAGUCCGAGUCCAGACAUGGUUCAUCAACAGGAGGAGAGAGGCCAAGAUUAAACAACAACAGGAACAAUACGCAGCUGAUAACGGCACCCGCCAGUCCCCGCGGUUGGAAGGAAAGGCGAUGAGUUUUCAGGAGGAGAGUGACAUGGACAGCGAGUCAGCAGAGUCUCCGUCCACAGGAGCAGCUCUCAACACCGGAGAACAGAACCAGCUCACUGGCAACAGACAGAAUACUGAGGACAUGGACCCCGCCCGGCUGGAGGCAGAACUGGCAGCUGUCAACCGAUCCAUCAUGGUGCUCGUCAAUCAACAUGAAGAUGAAGAGACUGAGGAGAAAAAAUUCAAAUGGGAGGUCUCUUAA
Molecule: messenger RNA, 1593 nt
Organism: Branchiostoma floridae (Florida lancelet)
Lineage: Eukaryota; Metazoa; Chordata; Leptocardii; Amphioxiformes; Branchiostomatidae
Product: homeobox-containing protein 1-like
Exons: 9
Coding region: 184-1593 (469 amino acids)
Biological process (GO): positive regulation of DNA-templated transcription
Cellular component (GO): nucleus
Molecular function (GO): double-stranded telomeric DNA binding
Source: RefSeq, a predicted model, not a curated record